CGUGCACAGCCUGGAAAAUGGCGGCUCAGCCGCAGAGGCGUUGCUUGCUUUUUACGGCGCAGUCCGGGGGCAACUUUCGCGAUGCUGCCAAGGAGACGAUUGGCGAGCCAUGCCUGACGACCUCCAUGGAGUGGGACACGCAGGUGGUGGAGGGGUCCUCGCCGAUCGGCCCCACGGGGCUGAGGCCGGGCGAGCAACCCAUCGGCCCGAGACUGCCGUCGUGGCUGCAGCCCGAGAGGUGCGCCGUGUUCCAGUGCGCGCAGUGCCGCGCCGUAAUCGGCGACUCGGUGCACCUCUCUUGGAACCUGUCGCGGACCCUCGGGGCCGUGGUCUUCUCCAAAGUCACAAAAAACGUCGUAUUGGAAGACCCUUUUCUGGUUGGCAUCGAGGGUUUGCUUAAGUGCAGCACUUAUAACCGGUUAUUCUGCAGUUCCUGUGGGAUUCUCAUUGGUUUCCAUUUGUAUUCCACACAUGCUGCUUUGGCUGCCCUGAGAGGUCAUUUCUGUCUUUACAGUGAUAAGAUGAGUUGCUAUCUCCUAAAAACAAAAGCUGUAGUACAUGCAUCAGAGAUGGAUAUUCAUGGUGCGCCUCUACUAGAAAAGAUUACAGAGCUGAAAGAGAAGAUGAUGCUAAUGCACUCUCGCUUAGAUACAGUAAUGCAGUCUCUGAGGGAAGGAACGCCCGACCAGUCCAAGCCAGAAAACUGACUCAGAACCCAGACCUGAGUAUAGGCUUCAGGCCUUUCUGCUACUGUCAGCCAUGGAGCUGUUGGAUCUUUUUUUUCUUGAAACAGGUCUUACUCUAACCCAGGCUGGUCUUGAACUCUCAAUCCUCUUGCCUCACCUCCCAGUUGCCAGAAUUACAGGCAUGUGCCACCAUGCCU
Messenger RNA from Chinchilla lanigera (long-tailed chinchilla), 883 nucleotides. RefSeq names its product Opa interacting protein 5 (gene Oip5). The record is from RefSeq and is a predicted model, not a curated record. Gene Ontology annotation, cellular component: chromosome, centromeric region; nucleus; chromatin. NCBI's taxonomy places the organism in Eukaryota, Metazoa, Chordata, Mammalia, Rodentia, Chinchillidae. Gene Ontology annotation, biological process: CENP-A containing chromatin assembly; chromosome segregation.